GAAUGAUCGGACAUAUUGUUGCAGACGGCGGAUGCCUUAGCUAUCCUUUCAGGCCUUCUCCAUUACUUCGCUAUCUUCGGGACUCCCGGCCUAACCGCGAGACCAACCACUGCCAGUGCCUCUCUCACCGAGACUAUUGCAUCUCUUCCCGCUCCGUUCCAGCUUUGCUUCGAGAAGCCUUCUACCUUUCUCAAUCGAGAUCUAUCUCGGUUCACGGCAACCCCAAAGAAGUCGGACCCAGUCCAACCCACUUCCUGGUUUAGAAAAGACCGUGAGAGGGUAAACAAGUAAAACAAAAAGUUGGACCAAGUUCGAGUAAUGAUUCCACCUCACAGCUCGUGGCCAACUCACCAGUAAAACCAAUCUGUCUAGGGGUUAACAAUAUGCCCCAAGCGUGCCCCGUGCACAUUCGGCUAUUGCACAAUCAAGCCUGGAAAGGACAACUUUCAACUCCCUCGAUCGCACUUGUCCGGUGGUGCGGCCGUCAAUCGCGGCGUCGAAUCGAUCCUCUCGGCUCGCAGCACCGUUUCCUUUCGAUGGGAAUGGUAACAAUAAUAACGGUCCAUACCCACACACUCGGCCUUUGACGUUGGAGCAGCUUGCUGUGACAAGCUAGAGUCAAGGCCCGCCUGGAGCCACAGCAUGCUUAUUACGCUCCCCCAAAAUUAGGAUUAGGAGGACUUGUGUUAGGCCGCUCGUCUCGGAAUCAUCGUUCUCGCCCAUCGCACCCCUCUGAGGGAUGAGCUGGCCGAUCACUCUGCCUAUGACGACCUCCAAGCGUGGUGCGCCAUCGACCAUGGUGCCUAUCUUCUCUCCUUUAGGCGAGCCCACACCAGCCGCCGGGCAGACAUCCCUGCCUAAAAGCACGUUGUCCACGCCCCUCCCACCGGCGUGCGUCCACAUUUUGCCCUCAAGGCAUGGCAAACUCAUGGCACCCCUGGCGCCAUGAGCGUGCCAGUCUCAGGCUGUCGAUCAAUUCUGUUUACAAUCAGAAUGCCCCAAGUUAGGGUGUCCUGCUGUCAGCUGGCGGUGCACAAACAUGUCGCCCAAAAUGCCUGGACGGCUUCAUUCCAACCUCAUGAAGGUUAUUCCAUUGCUUACCCGUCCUUGGAGGUGUGCGUGCCCAACUCAGACCGUGUGCCCAGCUGCUGGGUGGUCAGUGUAGCUACAGUGAUCUGCCUCAUGGUUCCGUUCGAUAGGAACACAGCAUCCGACUUGAAUGGCCUGCUACCGUAUUCGACCUUGGCAGGAAACCUGCCCGGUGUACCAACAUCCCUUACAUCCAGCUGGCCCGUCCAGGGCUACGCUAUUGACACUGAUCGGCGUCUAUCACGCCCUUUCCAAGUUCAGCACCGGCAACCUGGUAAAAGUCCAAGCGACCAAGCACUACAUUCCAGCCACAUUUGCAGACUACAUUCAAAAGCAUACGACACUCCGAUGCAGCUACUUAGAACCGUUUAUUGGAGCUCCCCGCUGUCACCACUGCGAUGAUCAACGGGUGGGCUCGUCACUAUGUCGCUCAAACCUAGGUAUUAUUGUCGGCAAUAGCACUGCACCUGCAACAGGCUUCAGGAUGGCCACAGCGAGUCCGCCCUGUCCAACAUGAAAGCAUCCCUAGCAGCCAACUUUGAAGAAUGCAGUCCUCACGUGCCACAAUGCGAAACACCGGACGGGAGAGCUUUGGUCAACCAGAGGAUACGCUGUUCCUUUCUGGGAGUCUUAAAAUGUCCUUGCUCUGUUUAGAACUUGCCCUGUUCCACAACACCCUUCGAACAUGCAGUGAGCCCAGCGUCCAGACAACUGCGGCAACAUAGUUGACGGUAAAUCAUCACUGCAUCAAUAUGCGCCCUGUUGAGGGCCACAAUUUGAUCGGCAAGACCAACUCAUAUUGGAACAUGUCUUGACUUGACCGUUUCCACCAAUCCUCCGACAUUACGUGCCUGGACGGCGCCGGCGUACGUAAAUGCCAUCCGUCGCCCGGGAGGCACCUGAUAUCAGGCAUGUUUUGAAAUGACCGUUAUAAACACUCGGACAGGGAUUGGGGCAGGGCAUACAUACAGACACUCCCUUACCUUAGUACAAGGUAGGUAGGAAACCAGAGCAGCGUCCCCUAACUGGCAAGGUGGAAAUGCAGGAUGCAGCACUCUCUCGCGACAGUUUGCAGCGAGGAGUGUCAAGGGUUCACGUCGUCCACCCAGCUAACACCUUCCUAACUGGAAAUUCUCCGACCUUGAGACCAUGAGCGUGCGAAUGGAUCCUUGUCAAAUACGCCACAAAAAUCCAUGAUAUUUUGCCAAACAUUGUACGAGACGCCGUCAGCCGAGUUCACGCCAGUCGACACUCGAGAUUCUGAUGAUUUCGCAGCGAAAUCACUGUCUUACGGUAUUGCAGGAGUCCCUGAUGAGUGUCUCGCAUUCUCGGGUCAUUGAUGGAAAGCGGAGGACCGAAAGCGGAGGACCCUUGCCCAAAGGGGGUCGACCACAUACUCACUUUACCUUUUCAAGUACUCGGUGCACAGCGUUUCUAUAGGCCAAAUGACUGGACAACGUCAGAGUGCAUGUGCUGGCGCAGCCACUCCACGCAAUCUCAGGCCCUCCUGGCGGUUCCAAGAUUGCUGGUUCCCUGUUCCAAAGAUCGGUUCGGUAUACCUGCAGGUUAGGCCGACCUCCACACGACAGACUCGGAGGAACGGCGGCCGGUCGGUAGCGUGGCAUGCCUGGGGCUUGUUGUAAAUGGUCCGGCUUUGGGACCUCCCUCGCCUACGUUGCUCCACGCAUACGCCAGAUGUCCUGUUGAUUUGCGCAACAGCCUCUGCCGGUUACUUGGGGAUCGCCCCGUCAGGUCAAUCUCCUUUAAGCGAACAGGAUCAUGUCGACCCUCAUGGCCCGACUCAAUGGGAAAGUGCAUACCGAACAGCUGCAUUGACUAGAGGAGCUUUUCUGGAGCACAAGUUCACAACAUACAUACAGGCACACUUGGCUCAUUACCGCCAGCAGUGCCGUCGAAGUGAUACAGAGUUACGAAGCCACUUCUCUGCCAUGCUUUCUAAGGCUCUUGACAACUUACUGUUCUUGCUCUUCUGGUCGCUCGGCCGAGGAGCGAUUCGCCAGCUCUCUUAGGUGAGCUACAUACAGUAGCCCACAUGACAACAUUCGAAAAGCUACGGCAAGUCAAACCACAGGCAUGUCCCCUGUUUGCAAAGCUGUCAAAGCUAUUUAGUCCGCGUGCAAAUUGCCACGCCGUCAUGGAUUGGGCACGUUUUGAUGUAACGUGCCUAUCUCCAUUUCCGGGAAUCCAUGAUGUACUGACGUUCGCGUUGGCCUGUCGGGCAUUUUGCCCAGUGUCCUUUUGACGUAAAUGGCGCCGUUUGCGGAGCUCCGUGGACCUUCACAGUACCAAACAGGUCCUAUUGCGAUGCCUCCAUGUGUUGCACAGCAUACACGUGUUCUGGCGAAACAACUGGCCUAUCCUCGUCACCAUGUGCCGCUCGACAGUGAUCGUCGGCACGCGGCAUCCAGGAUGUCAGCAGGAGAUGACGGUCUUGCCUUCCGUGGCUUGGGAUAUUCUCGCCUUCGACCGUUAUAGCAAGUCGAUGCAGUCCGAAGUGUUACCUUGAUAAUCCGGGCCGCCUAUUCUGCAACUGGCGCCCUUCGAUUGGGUUGUGGCAUGCUUGUACACAGCUUGAUGCAGGGCCCUGCUAUGGCGAACUUUCGGAAAGAGUUGCGACCGACUGUUCUGGCACUUGGAAGCCCUCCUUGUCAACACUCGAGGCUGCUAAUCCUCCAGCCAUGGCCAGGGAUGAGGCGGAUUGAACCUGCCUUCUUGGACAGUCCCCUGUUGUGGAAACCUGCUGCCGACUUGCCUUCGACCAACUGGUAUGCAAAGAGCUCAAUAACAAUGAAGGCGCCCUUGUCUCCUUUUCGGACUGUCACUUACACCGCUGGAUCUGGUCCAUGAAGCCUUAUUCCCUGUUCUUUUUUUCGACUACCUUCUGUCAAACCUGCAGCCGCUGACUUCACCACCCUGGAAACCUUCGAGACCCUUAAAGCCUCAAGACCCCUUGGGAACGUCAGUCCUUCCUGGCCCUGAAUUGUUUGAUGGGGUUUAACUUGCCACCAUUUGGACCCUUCCUCCCGCAUACGGACAUCUGUUCCGACCGCGCCCGCAUUAUGCCUCGACGUGUGUUCUUCGAUGCUCUUCCUAGACUGUCUUAAUGUCACGAGAAAUACCAAUCAUGGGCCUAGAACGCUCUCAGAGCGCGAGAAACUUCGGCCUCGUGGUGAUGAGGCUUGGGUCGCGCCCGGUCCACGGAGACUAACAAACUUUUGAUGCUGUUGAACUAUGCCCAUACGAAUCACUCUGGUUUGCUGACUGUAGAAAGGUCCAGACAUCAAUAAGCACCCGGGGACUCGGACGUUGACCCAGGAAGAUCUGCAUUCUCGCGUGGCUCGUUCGCUUGUCACAGUGUUCGACGAUCAAUUGCACGUUUUCUACCAGGAUACAGAGACCUGAGUUCUUAGAGCCGCAGAUCUAUACUCGAUGCAAACACUGGGUGGUUAUUUAGAAACUCAGUGAUCCGGCGGCUGCCUACGCCCGGUAAGUUUUGUGUCAUUCUGAUUGCUCGUAUCCCACGUCUCGAGGCGAGGGAGCUCGCGAUCAUGAAGCUCUUUUCCCACGAGCUGUCGAGUUCCGGAGAUCGGAUUGUCCUGGCAGCUGCAUCUUUUGGGUGGCGUUUCUGUCCGCAAAAGACCUGACACCCCCUAUCAGCAAUUAGCCAUGGAAGUUCUAGCCCUGCCCCAAAAUUCACCACUACGGCUGCGGACGGAUGCUCAAGCUCGGCCUCUUGCGUUUUGUCCAACCAGGCUUUGUCGAAGAAAAGUGAAAAAUCUGGCGAGACUACUGCAGUGGUUCGCCCGCAGUCAUGGAAAGUUGCCAGAGAUGGAACAUGCAUGCCGGGUCCAUGAGAUUCGAGAAUCAGUUUUUCCGUCGGGGUUUCGGUCUUCUUUUCCACUCGAGAGCAAUCCAUCCUCGUUCUGGCCCACAGCAUGCGCAUGUACACUUGUAUGAACGGAGGCGUGGGUGAUGUCGGUACAGGAUGGCAUUCAGCGAGUUCAUCUGGCCCCUUCGGUCCCCUGCUUGCCGAAGUAAAGCAGUCAGAACGUUAUGUUGCUUCUCCUGCCCCCUUUGUUGCUCCCUCCCUGCCUCCGGCCCUGCUGAGGUUCUAGCUUUCUUUUCACACCCUUCCUCCUAGUAUCACUUCCCAUUGAACUGCUGAACUGCUUCAGCUCUUCAUCGGUUGGGUUGACUGUGGGGCUGUGUUUCUGGGGCGGCACGCAGUGGUUCGGCUGGGCUGUUAAGGCUGUACUAUCACAGAGGGAGGCAUUUACUUCAUACGGAGACCAGCCAUCAAGAGAAUGGGUGGAAAGGUUCAAGUUAGAGAAGGUCCGGCAGCAGUCCAGUAGUCAAGGGACUAUGUAGCGCGGAGUAGAAUCGAAAAAGCUGAGCGACCCCAUGUCGCGACUCAGCGUUGUUAGGACAGUGGUAUAUUAUAUAGCUGAUCACGGUGCUUAUUAGAGUGUAAAUAGGUUGAUUUGUUUUUGCAAUGAUAUUUCAAGUAUGAA
Molecule: messenger RNA, 5621 nt
Organism: Exophiala dermatitidis NIH/UT8656
Lineage: Eukaryota; Fungi; Ascomycota; Eurotiomycetes; Chaetothyriales; Herpotrichiellaceae
Exons: 1
Coding region: 946-1491 (181 amino acids)
Source: RefSeq, a predicted model, not a curated record